Beta vulgaris subsp. vulgaris (sugar beet) is the source of this 744-nucleotide messenger RNA. RefSeq names its product jasmonate-induced protein homolog. The transcript is spliced from 2 exons. Bases 150 to 641 code for a protein of 163 amino acids. The record is from RefSeq and is a predicted model, not a curated record. Lineage: Eukaryota; Viridiplantae; Streptophyta; Magnoliopsida; Caryophyllales; Amaranthaceae.
AAAGUAUAGAAUUUGAUACUAAUAUCAAAAAGCUAGUAGAAGUAUAAGGUAAGAAUUGUAUAUAAAUAUGCAACCAAUGGAUAGUUGAUCCAUUGCGAAACACAUAUACUACAUAUCACUUACGUUCCGAAUAACUUAUCAAGGGGAAAAUGGCACAAGCACAACAAGCGAUUGUGAAUAAUGACAAGAAUCAAAUGCGAAAUAAUGCAUUUAUCGACAUGUCAAACACCACCCGUGCAACAGUUAAUUUUUCGAAAGCUCAGAUUUGGAAUGGCAAAGUGACGAGUAAGUAUCCUAAUAUUAGUGCUGGAUCUCAAGGCAACUUUACCCAAGAGGCUGAUUCAUAUGGCUCCAAAGGAGGUGUUGUGUAUUUGGGCAAAAACCUUGCAGGGAAAGAUUGUGGGUGGCUUUUAGCAUGGUCUGCACCCAAUCUUCCCACCUCUAGUAGCAAUAAGGUUUAUGUGAAAUGUGGUCCAGCUGCUGAAUUCAACAAUGUGAAUUGGACACAAGUUCGAGCUAACUUGGAUUUAUCUACUGAUAUAGUUAACUUUUAUGACCCAGUUACUAAGACUGCUAUUCAUGCCAACAUCCAACAAGGUGCUAGCUUUGCAUCAGUUGGUGCAAGCUUUGGAGCUGUUUGAUCACACCAUAGUGGUCAGUGGAUAUGCUUAUAAAGGAGUACUACGUCUUGUUAUAACUUUGUAAUAAUGGGUCACUUUUAUACAUGAAUUGAAUGUUGGAUCC